Molecule: messenger RNA, 1122 nt
Organism: Didymella exigua CBS 183.55
Lineage: Eukaryota; Fungi; Ascomycota; Dothideomycetes; Pleosporales; Didymellaceae
Exons: 3
Coding region: 1-1122 (373 amino acids)
Biological process (GO): chromatin organization
Cellular component (GO): nucleus
Source: RefSeq, a predicted model, not a curated record
AUGGACAAGUUUGGACCUCCUGGCGACAGUUCGAGUAGCGGAAACCCUGGGAAUGGCCGCUUCGCUUCUCAGGCAGCUACAGCCGAGGACCUGCUCAAGGCGCAAACCGUUGGCCUUGUGAACCUUGAUGACUAUCGCAAGAGACGCGCAGAAGCCAUCGAGCUGAAAGAGCGGGGAAGUCCUGCAGUCAGCUCUGGCGCUGAUACACCAGUAGAAGGGGCAUCGACACCCAAGCCGGUUUUCAAGAAGAAGCGCAAGAUAGCUACCAAGGGCAAGCUCUCCUUCGGAGUAGACGACAAUGAAGAGACCGACUCAGCCUUAUCGAAAGCGCAUACACCGCGCGAGAACGCACCCGCCGAUACGUCUGGUGUGGGCUCUGAGACUGAAGGGAUUGCCUUUAAGAAGAAGAAGAAGAAGAAGUUGGGGGCGAAUACAAGCGUUGGCAUGAAGCCGAGAGUCAUGACCAAAUCAGCUCUCCAGCGCGAAGCACAGCAGGCAGAUAUUGCGCGACAGGACUUCUUGGGAAUGCGAGCUGGCGUGAAAGCCACAGAGGUAGCAAUCCCCUUCGUGUUCUACGAUGGUACGAAUGUGCCCGGGGGGCUAUGCAGGGUGAAGAAGGGUGACAACAUAUGGUUGUUUCUUGACAAGGCUAGGAAAGUGGGCGCUGAACUAGGUGUGGGUGGCGAUAACAGUCGACGGAAUUGGGCCAGAAUCAGUGUGGAUGAUCUGAUGUUCGUCAGGGGAGAAGUCAUUCUUCCCCAUCACUACGAAUUCUAUCACUUCCUGUUCAACAGUGUCACCGGGUUCAAUGGCCCCAUAUUUGAUUGGUCCGCACAACCGACAAAGGCCACGCCCACUAUCAACCCCGAUGAGGAAAUGAACACCGACGAUUACGAUCCCUUGAAUCCAAAGAGGAGUAAGGUCAAGGAAUCAAGCUUCCCAGACGAUGAACUUGAGGGCUGCCACGAUGAUCCGGCUGUCACAAAGGUCGUAGACCGUCGAUGGUAUGAAAAGAAUAAGCACAUCUUUCCCGCCAGUGUUUGGGAGGAAUACAAUCCUGAUAAGACGCUCAGAAAGGCUGAACGCAAGGACGCCGAGGGCAACACGUUCUUCUUCUCUUGA